Prorocentrum cordatum is the source of this 2683-nucleotide messenger RNA. The record is from the annotation of a GenBank genome assembly. NCBI's taxonomy places the organism in Eukaryota, Dinophyceae, Prorocentrales, Prorocentraceae.
AGCCAUUUUGGCUCAAGUCAUUGUGGCUGAAGGCCCAGUCUCCCCCCUCCCAGUCUCCCCCCUCAACUGAAUCUGCACUUGGCUGUGGGGUGCAGCUUCCCCCGCCUCGUCCGCGUUGGUUGCUUCAUGGGGCAGGCUUGCUCGGGUGACAAGGAUGAAGAGGGGCAGUUAUGCGUGAGCGGUCGCAACGGGACCACACCUGUGAGGACUUCAAGGAGUCCAAGCACAAUGACUGCUCGAGACUGGCUGGAGCGCUUCGAGCAAGAAGUCGGGCAGGUGCCGACCGUAGGUCAGCUCAUUAAUUUUGUCAAGGAGCGCCUCGGUGAGAUCUCAGAGCAGGCUGCGGAGGCAUGCCUCCGCUUGAGGAACCAGAAGGUUACCGAAGGGGGCUCGAGCAUGAGCCACAUGAAGGACAACGCCCAUGAAGUGGACAUGGUCACGCCGAUGUCUAUCGUGAUCUUCGGUGCGACGGGGGAUCUCGCAAAGAAGAAGCUGUAUCCUGCUGUGUACCAGCUUAUGUUCGGAUGCCCUGGCGCGCCGCUGGUGCCACAAAACGCGAACGUGGUGGGCUACGGACGCUCUCCUGUCGCGCUCGACGACUUCUUGGCGAAGCAGUGCGUCAACGUCAAGGGAGGCCAGAAGGAGAAGUUCCUCAAGCAGUGCUCUUUCUUUUCUGGACCUUACGAUUCUCCCGACUCGUACAAGGGACUGCACGAGCACCUCCUCAAGCUCGAGGGCGGUGGUAAGGCUAACCGAUUGUUUUUCUUUUCCAUUCCGCCCCAGAUUUUUGGCGACGUGGUCAAGUGCAUCCACACCAGCGCUAAGGCUCCAGGUGGUGGAUGGACUCGUCUCAUUCUCGAGAAGCCCUUUGGUCGAGACAGUGCCAGUUUUGCAGAGCUGGACGCUUGCACUUCCAAGCUGUUUACCGAGGAUGAGAUUUUCCGGAUCGACCACUACCUGGGUAAAGAGAUCGUGCUGAACAUUCAGGCGAUGCGUUUCGGCAACCAGAUAUUCGAGAGCUUCUGGAAUAAAGAACAUAUUCGAAGUGUGCAGAUAGUCUUCAAGGAGGACUUGGGCACAGGUGGCCGUGGUGGAUAUUUUGAUCAGUCUGGCAUCAUCCGCGACAUUAUGCAGAACCACUUGUUGCAGGUGCUCAUCUGGUUGGCCAUGGAACCUCCAGCCAAGUACGAUCGUAAAAGCGUUGCCGAGCAGAAGGUGAAGGUGUUGAAGGCCAUACCCCCUCUAAAGAUGAAGGACACUUUCCUAGGGCAGUUCGGAAAGAACACGUGGGAGUGUUCUGGAGGCAAAGUCCACCAAGAGCCUGGCUAUCUCGACGACGAGACUGUGCCAGCAGGGUCGCGGUGCCCAACUUAUGCCGGCGUGGUGCUCGAGAUCAACAAUGCCCGGUGGAAGGGAGUGCCCUUCCUCAUGCGCGCCGGCAAGGGCCUGGAUGAGCGCAUGGCGGAAGUGCGCAUCACGUUCAAGCCACAAAGUUUCAACAGCAUUAUCCCGGGGGACUCGAAUGAACUCGUCCUGCGCAUCCAGCCAGAUGAGGCAGUAUAUUUCAAGUACCUUAACAAGGUUCCUGGAUGGGACCCGAAGAGGGCCGCGCCAGUGGUGAUGGAUAUGAGCUACACCAAGAGCUUUCCUGAUAUCUAUGUGGCCGACGCUUACGAGCGCAUGUUUUUAAAUACGGCUAAGGGCGACGGAUCUCUGUUCGUCGGCAGCGGUGAGUUGACAGAGGCAUGGCGCAUCUUCACACCUCUACUGCAUGAGAUCGACGCUAAGCGCCCUGAGCCAGUCAUAUAUCCAUUUGGUGCACGUGCGCCCGCAGGAAUGGAUGAAUUUGCCGCAAAGUACGGCAUCACCAUGGCGAAAAGUUGGGAGGAGUUUCUUGUGUUCAACAAGAGUAAAUUUGGAGACCUCCGCAAGGUCUUCGAUGCGCUCGACGCAAACGGCGACGGGUCGCUCUCACCCGACGAGGUGAAGGCGCUCGCCAGGCAUUUUUUCGACGGCAGGGAGCCCACAGACCAGCAGGUCUCUCGCAUCAUGCAGCGGAUGGAUAAGGACGGCAAUGGGCGUUUGACGUUCCACGAGCUCGAGCAGGGCGUGGAAGCCAUGAGCCGGUACUGCCUGCCAGGGUACAACAAGGAUCAGGAUUUCAUGGCUGACCACCUCGCUUUGACAGAGAGCUCGCCCAAGAUAAGCGCGCCCCUCAAAGCGCCAAGCUGAUUGUGGUGCUUGGUUAGCGCUGGAGUUGCAGGAGGGAGGAGGGGCCCUGCAGUUCGGCUGACUACCAUACGCUUGUUCCAGAGCUCCCCGGAGUAGGGACGCGCUGCGCACGCGACGGUCGUUUUGCCACGUGGGGACGCCCUGCCACGCUGCUUUGCGCCCCGAGCAGCACAGCAUCCUGGUUCGAAUUGCCUGCCCGCCCCCGCCCCUGGAGAGCCAGAUAAUAAGAUCGUCCUCCGAGCUUCGCGAAGCGAAGACGUCGCACCGCGGUGCGGCUCAUGUGUUCCAGGAAGGCUGGCACAGCCCCUUGUCCUUUGCCCCCUCUGCUCGGUAUCGGCGUUGCCUGGCACGAAACACACACACCAAGUGCAGGCUACACACGUGGCACCCACGAGGCGGCCAAAUCCGUGGCAACGUGGCGAAAUGCCGACACACACACCGCAAGCGUGGG